This is a messenger RNA of Auanema sp. JU1783, 576 nucleotides long. Lineage: Eukaryota; Metazoa; Nematoda; Chromadorea; Rhabditida; Rhabditidae. The record is from the annotation of a GenBank genome assembly.
AUGAUAAGCUUCCUGGUGAUAUCAUUAUCAGUUGUUCUUAUUGGUGAGGCAGCUCCAUCAACGUCAUUUCCACCACAAGCUAAUCUCACAUGUUUAGUGAAGCCUCGUUCAAACUGUUUUGCUGGCAAAUGCCCUUCUGAGUUUACGUGUAUUGAUAACUUGUGCUGCAAGGAUACCGAUAUCCUUACACAAACUCCAGACUGCACUGAUUUUCUUGAAAAUUGUGAGUCUAUAAACUGCCGUCAUCGUGACUUCUAUGAUUUCGCUCGAGCCAAUUGUGCAUUAACGUGCGGCUUCUGUGACGAUAAGCCACUGGCUCCACAAUACAACUGUAACGACAUAUUGGAUGACUGCAAAUCACGAGUUCAGCUGUGUCAAGAUAGAGAAUAUAAGAGCAUAAUGAACCUGUACUGUCCACGUACAUGUGCAACAUGCAACUAUUCCGAAUUUGAUGCUUCUCAAUGUGAGGACACGUUCACUGACUGUGCUGAGAGAGGACAAAACUUUUGUGAUGAUGCCAAGACUUCGCUCUAUCAGUUAACAGUUGGAUGUGGAAAGUACUGUAAUGCCUGCUGA